Messenger RNA from Tuber aestivum (summer truffle), 5062 nucleotides. NCBI's taxonomy places the organism in Eukaryota, Fungi, Ascomycota, Pezizomycetes, Pezizales, Tuberaceae. The record is from the annotation of a GenBank genome assembly.
AUGGCCGACCUCGGGGAAAACGUAGACGCUGAGAAGGCCGCUCUAGGACUCCAAAAUCCUCUACCACCAUCAACAUCGUCGUCCGAGGAAACAGCUGCAUCUAAUCACCCAAAUAUCCAUCAUGAGGACGUUAUCACACCAGAAACCGAGCGAGAUGUUGCAGCACUCGCACGCAAGCUCACUACGUUGUCAACUUCACCUGCCGUCGUAGACAACCCAUUCAACUCAACCGAUCCUCGACUGCAACCAAAUUCAGAUGAGUUCAAUGUCAAAACAUGGGUGAAGACUCUCAUGCAGAUCAUAUCCCGGGAUCCGGAAUUGUACCCAAACAGAACUGCUGGUGUCUCAUUCCGGAAUGUGAGCGCUCAUGGAUUCGGUAGUCAACAGGACUACCAAAAGGAUGUAUCAAAUUUGUGGAUGGAAGCGAUAGAUGCUUUCAGAAACACUGUGGGUGGUGGUCGGCCUGGAGGGAAGAGAGGGGAGCGCAAGAUCCAGAUCUUAAGAAAUUUUGACGGCUUAGUGAAGAGCGGGGAAAUGUUGGUCGUGCUAGGGCGACCUGGAAGGUAUGAUACGAGAUGAACUCCUAAUUUGUGUUUUGGGGUAAAUGCUGAUUGAACGGGGUACUAGUGGAUGCACAACGUUCUUAAAGACAAUUGCAGGAGAAACACAUGGCUUUUAUCUGGACAGCGAGACUGAUAUCGAGUAUCAAGGCUAGUAACCUCUCCCAUGUGGAUACGGGGUACCUAAUCUAGUAUAGGUAUCUCCCAUGAGUUGAUGCAUCAUGACUUCCGCGGCGAAGUCAUCUAUAACGCAGAAACCGAUGUGCAUUUCCCCCACCUAACCGUAGGAGAAACGCUCUCCUUCGCAGCCCAAACACGUGCCCCACGAAACCGUUUCCCAGGUGUCACUCGCAAGCUGUAUGCUGAACACAUGUGCGACGUCGCUAUGGCCGUAUUCGGUAUCUCCCACACGGUCAACACCAAAGUUGGUAACGACCUCGUCCGAGGUGUCAGCGGUGGUGAGAGAAAGAGAGUUUCAAUUGCGGAAGCAGCAUUAAGUGGCAGUCCUUUGCAGUGCUGGGACAACAGUACCAGAGGACUGGACAGUGCCACCGCCCUGGAAUUCGUAAAAACUCUGAGAGUCCAAUCCGAGAUUUCUGGAGCAACAGUUUUGGUUUCUAUGUACCAGGCUUCACAGAGCGCUUAUGAUGUACAAUGCCUCUCCUUUAUUUCUCAACAUCGCAUAGCUAAUCAUCGAUCAGCGUUUCGACAAAGUUACUGUUCUCUAUGAGGGUCGACAGAUUUAUUUCGGCAGCACUGAGAAUGCUAAGAGGUUCUUCACAGAUAUGGGAUUCCACUGUCCUGAGCGUCAAACGACUGCCGAUUUCCUCACAUCACUCACAUCGCCUAGCGAGCGUCAAGCUAAGCCCGGGUUCGAAAACCGUGUCCCACGUACCCCUGAUGAAUUCGUUGAGGCGUGGAAGAAGAGCGAUGAGUAUCAGAAACUGCUCCAGGAUAUCGCAGCUUAUAAAGAGGAGUUUCCACUCCACGGGCCUCAGCUUGGUGCCUUCCAGAAGUCUCGUGCGGCUCAACAAGCCAAGCGGAUGUAUGUUUCUUCUUCACCUAUAAUCACUCGUUUGUUUACUAAUAGCUCGACGGCAGGAAUGUUCGAUCCCCCUACACUAUUUCGGUGCCCAUGCAGAUUAAGCUCUGCAUUGAGCGCGGUUUCCAGAGGCUCAGAGGAGACAUGACGAACUUUUUUUCUACGGUUUUGGGUAAUUUCGCCCUCGCACUAAUUCUCGGCAGUGUUUUCUACAACCUUAAAGAAGACACAUCUUCCUUUUAUAGUAGGGGUGCAUUGCUUUUCUUUGGGAUCCUAAUGAACGCUUUCAGCAGUGCCCUAGAGGUGAGUAUCUUAUUCUCAUCGGGGUUACAUUCUCCCACUCAUAAGAACAGAUUUUUACUCUUUACGCCCAACGUCCUAUUGUCGAAAAACACUCUCAAUAUGCACUCUAUCAUCCCUUCUCCGAGGCCAUCGCAUCUAUGAUUUGCGACCUUCCUUCAAAGAUGCUUACGUGUAUUUCCUUUAAUUUGACGCUUUACUUCAUGACCAAUCUCCGCCGGGAAGUUGAUGCCUUCUUCGUUUUCCUUCUGUUCUCUUUUGUCUGCACACUCGCGAUGUCCAUGAUGUUCCGUACGAUUGCCGCUGUUUCCAGGACCAUUUACCAGGCACUUGCGCCUGCAUCUUUAUUGAUUCUCAUGCUUGUCAUCUACACCGGUUUCGCUAUCCCAUUGAGAAACAUGGCCGGAUUCAUGCGCUGGCUUAACUAUAUAGAUCCUAUCGGAUACGCAUUCGAGAGUCUGAUGAUCAACGAGUUUCACGGCAGAGAACUUCCGUGUGUGGGCUUCAUCCCUGAAGGGCCUGGAUACGAGGACGCUUCUGGUCUUGAAAGAUCUUGCAUAACUGCCGGUGCUGUUCCAGGAAGGGCUACGGUCAAUGGUGACUCAUAUAUCAAUACAGCUUUCGAGUAUUACCACUCCCACCUCUGGCGCAAUCUUGGCAUCAUGCUUGCCAUCAUGCUGUUCUUCCUCACCACCUACUUAAUUGCCACAGAGAGGAUAUCUAGCGCACGCUCAAAGGGUGAAGUCCUUGUCUUCCCCCGUAAGCAGCUCAAGAAAGCGGCUGCUCAUGGGGAUAGCGAGGCCGGUGCGAUCGGUGGUGUUGUUGCUGAAAGUGAAGCUUCCGGGGUUCCCGCGGCGAUUCACCAACAGACUGAUAUCUUCCACUGGAAGGAUGUUUGUUACGACAUUACGAUCAAGGGUGAAGGCAGAAGGAUCCUGGAUCACGUUGAUGGAUGGGUCAAGCCCGGAACCCUUACUGCGCUCAUGGGUGUCUCUGGAGCUGGUAAAACCACUCUCUUGGAUGUCUUGGCUAAUCGAGUGACCAUGGGUGUUGUGGCCGGCGAUAUGUUUGUCAAUGGCCGUCUACGUGAUUCAUCAUUCCAAAGAAAAACCGGUUACGUCCAACAGCAGGAUCUCCAUUUGGAAACAUCUACGGUCCGCGAGGCACUCACUUUCAGCGCUCUUCUCCGCCAACCCAAAAAGUAUAGUGAGCAGGAAAAGCUGAAUUAUGUCGAUGAAGUUAUCAAGCUACUAGAAAUGGAAGAAUAUGCUGAGGCAGUCGUUGGUGUUCCUGGCGAAGGUCUUAACGUCGAACAGCGCAAGCGUCUUACCAUUGGUGUCGAACUUGCCGCAAAGCCAGAACUCCUCCUUUUCCUGGACGAGCCCACUUCCGGGCUUGACAGUCAGACUGCCUGGUCCAUCUGCACCCUUAUACGAAAACUUGCAAACAACGGGCAGGCCAUCCUCUGUACCAUCCAUCAACCCUCGGCCCUUCUCAUGCAGAACUUUGACCGCCUCUUGUUUCUUGCCAGGGGUGGCAAGACUGUGUACUUUGGCCCCAUCGGCGAGAACUCGGAAAUUUUGACGGGCUACUUUGAGAAGAAUGGAUCCCACAAAUGCCCUCCAGGGGGUAACCCUGCUGAAUGGAUGUUGGAAGUCAUCGGUGCUGCACCCGGUGCCGUAGCUGCCAAAGACUGGGUAGAAGUAUGGAAUAAUAGCGCUGAGAAGGGCGAGAUCCGCGAAGAGCUCGAUCGGAUGGAACAUGACUUAGGUGCUUUGAGCAGAGUCGAGGGAGCUGGUAUCGAGGAAUUCGCCAUGCCCUUCUCCACCCAAUUGAGGAUAUGUCUUUUGAGAAUUUUCCAGCAGUACUGGAGAACACCCGUGUACAUUUACUCCAAGUGCUUCCUGUGCAUAUCCACGGUAAGCCCCGUCUCAUCCCCUAACUCAACCAUGCAUUCGCUAACAUUUCUCAGGCCGCCUUCAUCGGCCUCUCCUUCCUCAACGCCGACGACUCGAUCCAAGGUCUCCAGAACCAAAUGUUCUCAAUAUUCAUGUUAAUGACUCUCUUCGGCACUCUAGUCCAGCAGAUAAUGCCGAACUUCGUGACCCAGCGCUCUCUCUAUGAAGCCCGCGAACGCCCGUCAAAAGCCUACUCCUGGAAAGCCUUCCUGAUCUCAAACAUCAUCGUCGAGCUCCCCUGGCAAACCCUCAUGGCGCUUCUCACCUUCCUACUGUGGUACUACCCGAUAGGAAUGCACAACAACGCCAAGCUCGCCGGCCAACUCCACGAGCGCGGCUUCCUGAUGUUCCUGCUGAUCUGGGCCUUCUACAUGUUCGCUUCAACAUUCGCGCACAUGGUGAUCGCGGGCACUGAAACGGCCGAAGUAGGCAGCAACCUUUCCAACUUGCUCUUCUUACUCUGCCUCGUAUUCUGCGGCGUGCUGGCGUCGAAAGACGCCCUCCCCGGAUUUUGGGUAUUCAUGUACUAUAUAUCGCCAUUCACAUACCUCAUCUCGGCGAUGUUGUCGGUCGGCGUGGCCAACGCUCCGGUCGCCUGCUCAUCCAUUGAAAUCGUGAAGGUAGUCCCUCCGAAUGGGUCCACCUGCGGAAAGUACCUAUCCCGGUUCAUUAACUCCGCCGGAGGCGUCCUGCAUAACCCGGAGUCCACGGGUGAGUGCCGCUACUGCCCGAUCACGAGCGCGGACUCGUUCCUGGAGCGGAUUGAUGCCGAUUACGCUGAUCGCUGGAGGAAUUUCGGUCUAAUGCUUGUUUAUAUUGCCUUUAACCUUGCCGGCGCGGUGUUCAUUUAUUGGCUCAGUAGAGUGCCAAAAAAGGGGAAAAAACUGUAGAUCUCUUUUCCCCUCUAGAUUUUUACUUAUUCUUCGCUUGAAAUACUUUUUUUUUUUCCACCUCCGGGUUUUUGACGCGGUUGUUGUUUAUAUAUACCUCAUACAUAGUCUGUCUUUUAUUUUAUUUUUCUCCCCCUCCCCGGGUUUCUAAGUAUUAAUUACUUUACAUGUACGGUAUUGGGGGCGACACAGUAUAUAAAAGGACAUUUUGUGUUUCUAUUUCCCUUACUAUUGCCUCUCGCCUGGCGAGGGUAUUACACCGCAUUCUUCUUCUGUGGAAAUAAUUAUAAUAUUACUACCUAAGAGUGUGAA